AUGUUCAUGCUCUCCACCAGCAAGCAGAGACCACCAAGCAUUUGGAAAGGAAAAAGCCUGUGGCUGCCCCGGCGGGCGGUGACGGGUUUGCUGGCAGCUCUCAGGAAGGCCCGGCGGCAGCAGCAGCUGGUCAGCAAGAGGCUCCUGCGGGAGGACACGGAGCAGGGAGGGCAGGAUGGAGCUGAGGUCCUGCCAGGCCCUCUCUCGGAGGAUGAGGUUCUUGAGCUGCUCAGGGGGGUGCAGAGGGGCUCGGAGGACAGGAAAGGGUCACUCAGCCGCCUCCGUCGGGCUCUGCAGAACAAGGAGACUCAGCAGACCUUUGUCAGGCUGGACGGCAGCAUCCGGACGCUGGUGGGGCUCUUCACCAGCAGCCUGGCUGACGUGCAGAUGGAGGCAGCCCCGGCCCUCCAUGAGCUGUCCCACUCCAGUGACCCUGCCGUGGCCGAGGCGUGUCUGCCCGUGACCUCCUACCUCCUCACCUACCUCUCGGGACACAGCGUUGAGUUCACAGAGCUGUGUUUGUACACGCUGGGAAACCUGGUGGUGGAAAGUGAAGCUGCGAGGAAGCAGCUUCUGCCUCAGGGCAUCAUUCCAGUUCUGGCAUCCUGCAUCCAGUCCCCACACGAGGCUGUGCUGGAAGGUCUGGGCUACGUCCUCUCGCAGCUCCUCCAAGCCAAGGAAGCUCCCACAGAGAUCAUUCCCUUGGUGCUGGACUCUGUUCUCCCCCAGCACAUGCUGCGACUGGUUUGCUCGGGCCUGAAGGCUGGGACAGGAGCAGCUGUGGAGUUUGCCUGGUGUCUCCACUACAUCGUUUGUAGCCACACAGGCAGUGUCACCCUGCUGUCCCUGGGGGCCCUGCCCGCCCUCGCCUCGCUCCUGCUCGACCUGGCUUCUGAGAUGCCCCAAGACCCUCCUGAGGGCCUGGAGCUGCUGGUCUGCCCGGUGCUGAGGUGCCUGGGGAACCUGCUGGCGGAGGAGCCGGGCAGCGAGGGGGUGGCCCGGGACCAGCGCCUGCUCGUCGCCCUCUUCCUCAUCCUGCAGGCCUUCCUGCAGCAGCACCCCUUCAUCGUGCAGGAGAGCCUCUGGCUGCUCAACAACCUCACAGCGGAUGACCCCUUCUUCUGCUCUGCUCUGCUCUCCCUGGACUUGCUCCCAGCCUUGCUGCAGCUCCUGCCCUGCUCCCAGAUGGCCUGUGUGUUGGUCCUGACAGUUCUGUGCAAAGCAGCAGCAAAGGGACCAGCCUAUUGCCAGCAGCUGCACCAGGGGGGGACCCUGCCCCUCCUGCUGCCCACCCUGGCACUGCCCGACCCCGAGGCUGUGGGGCAGGGCCUCGAGCUGCUGCACCUCCUCUUCCUGCACUGGCCAGAGGCUGUUCCUGACUUUGUCAGACAAGGUGGCCACCAGGCCCUGGAGCAGCUCCAGAGCAGCCUGGAGCUGCAGGAACGGGCACAAGCACUGCUGGACAUGGUUGGGCAGCCCCAAGGAGCCUCCACCUUCAGUCCCUGCAUGGCCACGCUGCCUACCUCCUCCUGGGACACACCACCUCCCUUCCCUCCCCCUGCACUCUGA
Messenger RNA from Chaetura pelagica (chimney swift), 1569 nucleotides. It is a transcript of the gene TMCO6, whose product is annotated as transmembrane and coiled-coil domains 6. Gene Ontology annotation, molecular function: protein binding. Lineage: Eukaryota; Metazoa; Chordata; Aves; Apodiformes; Apodidae. Bases 1 to 1569 code for a protein of 522 amino acids. The transcript is spliced from 12 exons. The record is from RefSeq and is a predicted model, not a curated record.